AUGGCUAACAUAAUCCCUAUAUAUAAAGAAGGGGAUAAAAGUAACUGCGGAAGGUAUAGACCUAUUUCAGUUCUACCAGUUAUUACCAAAAUCCUAGAAAAACUUAUUUGUGACCAACUACGCAAGUUUAUAAAUGGAAAAAAUAUCAUUUCAAAACAACAAACAGGAUUCCGUAAGCUUCACUCGACGGAAACGUCCUUACUGCAAAUAACAGACAAGUGGUUGAUGAAUAUUGACAAAGGCUUAAUUAACGGUGUAUUAUUCCUUGAUCUUAAGAAAGCGUUUGAUACG
Paramuricea clavata is the source of this 291-nucleotide messenger RNA. Lineage: Eukaryota; Metazoa; Cnidaria; Anthozoa; Malacalcyonacea; Plexauridae. The record is from the annotation of a GenBank genome assembly.